AUGUCUUUGCCGUCGUUGAUUCGCGGCUUUCGAGCUGCGCAGCAAGAGGGGACGGAGGACGAGUACCUGUCCCUCUGUUUGCAGCAGAUCAAGGAAGAGUUGACGCCGACCCCCGGGGCUUCUUCGCAGUCUCUCUCUUCUCUCCUCGGUCGCUCGCCGAGCGCCAGCGCCCGCAGCUCAGCCCUUUUGAAGCUCACCUACUUGCAGAUGCUAGGCUUCGACAUCGGCUUCGCCACCUUCUCCGUCGUGGAGGGGAUGAGUGUUCAGUCCUUCUCGCUCAAACGCCCCGCGUACGCCGCGUGCGCCCUCGCCUUUGCCCUGCCGCUCGCGUCCCGCGCGAAGGCGGAAGGCGAGCACGACGCCGAGAACGGAAGAGACAGAAAAAACCUCGCCGAGGAAAAACAGCAACAGCAACAAGCGCUUUCCCUACUGACCACCAAUCUGUUCAAGAAGGAUUUCACCAGCAAGGAAACGCACGAAACCAGCCUUGCGCUGUCCACGCUGGCAGUCAUGUCGACUCCUGAAAUAGCAGCGGCGCUGUUGCCCGACGUAUUGCUUCUGCUGUCUUCCUCUCGGCCAGUGCUGCGCAAGAAAGCGUCUGUGUGCGCCACGCGAUUUCUCAUUCAAGUCCCCUCGCUCCUGCCGUCCUCGUUCCCCAAGUUGCGUCAGCAGUUGAUGGCGGAGGAGGAGACGCCAGUGGUGAGUUGUUUGUGUUCGGCGCUUCUGCAACUGGUCGCGGAGAAGCCUCAGCAGUAUCUUUCUUUGGCGCCUCCGCUCUUCCACUUGCUCUGUAACAGCACGAGCAACUGGCUGUCUCUGAAGCUGUUGAAGAUCUUUGCGCAGCUUUGUCCUUUCGAGCCACGCCUGCCGCUCAAGCUCCUUCGCCCUCUCCUCACGCUGCUCCAGCAGAGUCGCGCAAAGAGCGUGGAAGUGGAAAUUUUGCGUCUCGGCUUGCUCCAUUUCCCCCUAGAGGGGCCGGCUGCGAGAGCGCGCGGUCGAGCAACGGCGCUCGCGCCUUUCCUCGCAGGUGCGGAAGACUCCCGAGAAGCGCCUGGAGAAGAGGGACGAGAAGAGAACGGCGAAGGCGAGAGCGAGCUCGACGCGUUUCUCCGCAGCUGCCUCAGCCGCACGCACGCCCUCCUGGCCAGUGCCGAUCGAAAUCUCCGCUGCGUCGGCGUCGACAUCCUCGCCGCUCUCUUUGCCCGCAAAAGAGACUUGGCCGGAGACGUCGCCGCAUGCAUCCCAGACUUCCACAAAUUCGUCCUCCAGGCUGCGGAGGAGUGCGACCCUACCCUUAGGUCUCGCGGGAUUGACUUGUUGACGAAGACGGCGACGCCUGCCUCUUUUCCGCGGAUCACGGAGCAACUCGUCUCCGCGGCAGCGGCGCACGAGGCGCAGACUCAGGGGCGAGUCCACUCGCGCGGCGACAAAGCCGGGAAAGACGCAGAGCGCGGCCACGCCUUCUCCCCCGCAGUCGCAGGAUCCCUCAGGGCGAGCUUCCUCCUCCCGCUCCUAAAAAUGGGCGCCGAGAAUCACUACGCACUCAUCGAGGACUUUGAGUGGUAUUUGGCGCUCUUGGCGAGCCUCGCUGUGGACGGCGGCAGUGAAGCCGUCGACGCAUGCAGAGACGGGGCAGAGGAGGAGGACAAAGACGCAUCCGUCGCGGGCCUCGUGGCCGAACAACUCGUUGACAUCACCGUGCGCGUGCCGGCCGUGCGGCCGUGCGCGGCGCUUCUCGCCUCGCUGAUUUGCGACUCGGCAGUCGCGCCCUCGUCGGCGAGUCGAGAGACGCUGCGGAGAAUUCAUCGGUCUCACCAGCAGCAGGCAGGCGUCCUGCGCGAACCAGGCGAAGACGCUGAGACGGAGAAAGAGAAAGAAACUUCCUCUCCCGUCGCCCCCGUCGUCGUUCGCGCCGCCGCGUGGAUUGUCGGAGAAUAUUUCGAGUGCCUGGACAGCCAGCAUGCGGACGAGAACGCGGAGCCGCGUGACGGGGAAGGCUCGGUGUCUUUCUACUUUGACGCCUGCCGCUCUCUGAUUCGCCUCGCCCGCAGUCUGCUCCUGCCGUCGCCGGUUCAGCAAGUCGUCCUGGCCGCAGCAAUGAAAGUUUUUCUCGGCGCAUGCAACGCGAGCUCGAACCGCUUCGCAGCGACCCCCGAAAAACGGUCGUUCUCUGCGCAGGGCGAGGGAGUUCGCGGGGCGGGUCUCCGAGAGCUGCAGGAAGCCAUGCUCGCGAUGCUCGAUAGGUGCAAAGCGGCCGCCGAGGGCGAGAACGGGAGCUCUCCGUCGAGCAGUGUCGAGGUUUAUGAUCGGGUGCGGUUAGCCGAGCAACUCGUGCGCUUCUUCGGGCCAGGAGACAAAGAGACACUGAAGGGCGAGACCCCUCUGCGCCUGUGGGGUUUGGAGCAAGGAACGCUCCUUCCCGUGCUCCCCGGAGCGCAGCAGCAGGUUCCAUUGGAUGCCAGUCUGGACCUCUCGACUCCUUUCUUUGACUAUCGGCGGCUGCAGUCGCAGCCGUCGCCGCAGUCGGGGUCGGCGGUGUCUCCGGGGGCCGUGCACGGCGUGUGGGAGCAGAAGGGCGGGGACGGGUCUCUGGGGCUUCCGCAGUCGCCGCCGGAGGCCGGAGCUGUCUCUGUGUCCUCCGUGGAGGCCUCGUUGCUGGCUUCCGGCUCGCCCCAAAAAGGAGACACCCAGGGCGCAGGUGUGGGGUGGGCGAGAGGCGCAGGGGCCCCGUCUGGGGCGAAGAAGCGGUUCGAAGUGAUUCGCAGCGCGAUCGCUCCUGGGCAGUCUCCGCAGGCUUCCAGCUGUGGGGCGUCUUCUUCAGAGCGGCCUGGGGGGGCUGUCUCGCCUUGCCUCAAUGGCGUGUCUCUGUCUCCGGUGUCUUCGUCGCCUCUCCCCACAGCUCUCGGGAGUGGAGGAGCCGGAGAGAGACUGAGUGAGAAGGACCGGAGGAGCGGCAAGUGUCUGCCUCCAGCGGAAAGCGCGCAGGAAGCGGGCGUCCCGUUUCCGGUGUCUAUGCAACUCCAGCUCAAGAGCAGGCUGUGGCGGAGCUGCGGAAGAGACGACGCCCUUCGCGUCUUCUGCUGCGUAGGCGAGGCGCUCGGCCCGACAGCGCCCGACGCGCCGCCGGCCCUCUCCGUCGGUCUCUGCUGCGAGAAAGCUGAAAACGCGGGCGCCGACAUCUCCGAAGUCGGACUCGCCUUCGAUGAAGCAGCCGCGCUCCGAUUGCCGAAUUUGGUCCCUCUGGCGGCGGAGCUGAAGAAAAGAAGCAACCGAGGAGUGGUAAAGCCUGCAAGUUUCUCAUCUCCCCUCUGUUGCACGUCAACUGCCGAGCUGAGCGACUGGCGCCUGGAGGGCAAGAUCCUCUACACUGCGGCGGGCAGUGUCCCUUCGGGGGACUUCUCCCUGCUGGACGGAGACACUGGCCCGCUCGGAGGCCCGGCCCCACAACGGGUGCAACAGCGGGAGACUCCCUUCGCCAUCGAAAUUCCUGCAACCGUCGGGCUGCUUCCUCUCCAGAUGACGGAGGACGAGCUCGCUUCGUUUUUCGCGCAAACAGGAGGAAUUGUAACUGCACAGCAUAGUGACCGCGUGGAGGUUCAGCCGAGAGCGCCGAGUCCCGCUUCGGGAUGUACAGACACCUGGUGCAUCUCCCUGAGGGGAUGCAAACCUACGUCGCCGCUCGCAGUUCUACAGUACUUGCGAGUCGUGGCCUGCACAGCGAAUUUGUUUCUGCUUCCGCAGCAGCCCCUGCCAUCGCCUUCUUGUUCGUCUGGAGUGCUGAAGUGUCUGCUCAUUGCGCGGUUGUACAACCCCGAUACUGCACUCCAGCUCCACAUGCAUCAGGAGAAAAUGGAAGGCGAGGCAGCCGCAGGCCUCGCAGCGCCUCCGAACCCUCCCGAAGAGCUGAGCGGUCACCACGUUGUCCUGGCCUUUGUCGCGUGUUCAUGUGGGGGCGACAGUGCGGGAGAGAAAGACAGACCAUCGGAGGAAGCAAAAGAAGUUCUCCACUUUCGGGUCAAUGCCCGGAGCGCGAGCGCUGCAUGCAGCGAGGCGGUUUGCCGGUGGAUUUGCAACCUGCUCGAGGAAACGGUUUCCGGGCGUUUGCAUGUGUUCACUGAGUAG
Neospora caninum is the source of this 4122-nucleotide messenger RNA. Its product is annotated as putative adaptin. Lineage: Eukaryota; Apicomplexa; Conoidasida; Eucoccidiorida; Sarcocystidae. The record is from RefSeq and is a predicted model, not a curated record. The coding region runs from base 1 to 4122 and encodes 1373 amino acids. The transcript is spliced from 12 exons. Gene Ontology annotation, biological process: Golgi to vacuole transport; protein targeting to vacuole. Gene Ontology annotation, cellular component: endosome membrane; AP-3 adaptor complex; membrane coat.